UAUUUCAUACCUCUAACAAGAUUUAGGGAGCACUUCACCCCAGCUAAAGGAAAUAAUGUAAUAGGCCAUCUCAGAAGUUUUCGGCCGAAUUAAGCCCGACCCUAAUCCAACCCAACCCAACCCAAUUUGAUUCAAAGGUUUGCAGCAGCCCAGAUUUAUCCAACACGGACAAAGGCAGAAGGAGAGGGAGCUUAGGCCUAGAAACAGCAAGAAAUAGACCGAUCGAUCCACAAUCAAAUCCCGGCGACCGUUAAGAAUUCAAUUGAGAAAUCGUGAGAUUUUGGCGAUGGACAGUAUCGUAGAUUCGUUAAACAACGCAUACCAAGAUUUCGUCGGUGCUGCAGCUAACGUGUUGGAAGCCAAGGAGUUAUCCGGCGGGCAGAAAACAGCGGCAACGGAUGUUGCGCUGGAGAAUUUUAAGCAGAAAUGGGAGUUAUUUAGAGUUUCAUGUGAUCAAGCGGAGGAGUUUGUGGAGUCCGUGAAGCAAAGGGUAGGGUCGGAGUGUUUGGUGGAUGAGGCUACUGGGUCCGUGAGUGGGAGGUCUGGGCAGGGUGGAGUGACAGGGCUUCCGCCUAUUAGUGCUGUUCGGUUGGAGCAGAUGAGUAAGGCUGUCAGAUGGCUUGUUAUUGAAUUGCAGCAUGGUUCGGGUGCUGCAGGUGGUGCGGCCGGGCAUGCUCACCCUUCUGCUCCUUUUGAUGCUAGGUUUUCUGAGGAUGCAGCUCAAUAGGCCACAAAUAAAGGGUUGGGAGCUGAUUGAGCUGCUAUGUGAUGUUUGAUUUGAAGGAAGUCUGUAACUGGAGGGGAAGGGAAAGUUCAAGUUUUCUUGUUUUUCUUUUCUCUGGCUAUUAAGAUUGUUUUUAUAGUGUAUUUGUUUGUUUUUUUCGUUCUUUUCUCGUUGUGAAGUUCAGGGAAAGAGUGGUUUUGGUUGAGUGAAGCGAAGCUGCAGCUGCAGCUGCGAUGUUUUCUCAUGAACUAUAAAAGCUUCUAGCAUAACAUGUAGGUACUAUUUUUUGCCUGCUUCGAUUAA
This is a messenger RNA of Populus trichocarpa (black cottonwood), 1027 nucleotides long. RefSeq names its product mediator of RNA polymerase II transcription subunit 32. Gene Ontology annotation, cellular component: mediator complex. NCBI's taxonomy places the organism in Eukaryota, Viridiplantae, Streptophyta, Magnoliopsida, Malpighiales, Salicaceae. Bases 287 to 727 code for a protein of 146 amino acids. Gene Ontology annotation, biological process: leaf senescence; root development; regulation of DNA-templated transcription. The record is from RefSeq and is a predicted model, not a curated record. The transcript has 3 exons.